Boleophthalmus pectinirostris (great blue-spotted mudskipper) is the source of this 2783-nucleotide messenger RNA. RefSeq lists its product as uncharacterized. Bases 157 to 867 code for a protein of 236 amino acids. The record is from RefSeq and is a predicted model, not a curated record. Gene Ontology annotation, cellular component: membrane. Gene Ontology annotation, molecular function: signaling receptor activity. Gene Ontology annotation, biological process: adaptive immune response. The transcript has 4 exons. NCBI's taxonomy places the organism in Eukaryota, Metazoa, Chordata, Actinopteri, Gobiiformes, Gobiidae.
UGAACUACCUCUCAGAGCUUGUAUGUAUCCUGUUAUCAUAGUAGCAUUCUAGUGUCACUUCCUGUUGACUUUCUUAUACUUCAGAGAACGUUUUGUUUUUUUUACUUGUUUGAGCUCCAGCUGAAGACCUGCACCUAGAGACUCAGUGGCGGCACCAUGAAGGCCCUGUGGUGUGGAUGUGUGCUGGGGCUGCUCUGCAUACCUGUGUGUGAGGGAAUGGCAAACAGUGCAACAGCGGCACAGACCCCGGCCUCCAUCACAGAAUUAAGGCUGAACUCGUCUGUCAAGAUCACAUGCUCCAUCACAGCCGAGGGAGUUCUGACAGUGGGUCUAGAUCGGCGUUUUGAUCAUCAGAACGUAAUCUUCCUUGCUCUAGAAAAUGAUGCAAUCGGCAGGAAGACCAUCCUCAAAUACAAACAGCGCAUGGAGGUCGAGUUGGAUAAACCCAGUGCGAAAACCUUUAGGGUCAACUUCACCAUCUCCAGGCUGCAGGUGGACGACACGGACCUGUACUUCUGCAGCUGGAACUACUACGCAAGAACGCUUAACACAAUCACGACCAACGGCAGCAUCAUUAUAGUCAAUGAUCGUUUACGAGAAAAGCCUGAAAGUGGGUGCAGUGAUGGCUUUUUCAUAAAUGACAUCACACUUAUCGCCCUGAGUGUCGUGUCCAUCCCUUUUGUCAUCUGCUUCCUGAUUUUCACAGCACUCGUCUUGUGCAAAAGUUUUCAAAAGAAAUUCAUCCCAAGGAGACCUGCCAAUAAUCUGCCCCAAACCAGGCAUCAUCAUCACGUCUGCACACCUCCUCAGAAUCAUUCGUACUAUUACCUAAGUACAUCAGUGAGUUCUGGUUUUCAUCAGGUUUAGUCAUUCAGUGAGAUAAAAUUUUGGAAUCUGAAACCGUCAUUGUAUUAGGGCAUAUUGAGUACAGUCUGAAGUACAGUGUUGUGGAAAUACAGGCUAUGACUUGUUUACAGAAAUGUUCCACCUAACCACAUCCUGGAAGUGGGUCAUAGAGUCUGUACUUGAGAGACUUUUAAGAUUUAUUGUUAUUGACAAUAUGAAAUGAUCUGAACAUUUCUGCUUCUUACAUAGUUCUUUAAAAAUGUUUUUCUCAAUGUUGUGUUGUAUGAUCUUUUGAGGCAAGGCAAAUUUAUAUGCAUAGCACCAUUCGUACACAAAGUGAUUCAAAGUGCUUUACAGAAUAAGAAAUACAUUAAAAUCAUCAUAAAAACAAAUCAAAACAUAAAUAAUCAUAAAGAUUAACAUUAAAAAAGAGAGACAUAAAUUAGAGAGAAGAGUGUGGAAUGAAAACCUUUCAGUUAUAUGCACAGUUAAACAGAAAUGUUUUGAGCCUGGAUUUAAACAGCGUCAUGGAAGAGUCUGUCUCACAUGUUCAGGAAGACUUCCAGGUUUUAGCUGCAUGAACCUGAAACGACUCCCCUUGUUUAGUCCUGACUCUGGGCACCAGCAGGAGGCCGGUCCCUGAGCUCCUCAGAGUGUGAGAUGGUUCAUAUGGCACUAACAUGUCACAGAUGUACUUUGGUGCUCGGCCGUGGGGAGACUCGUACACAAGCAGAGCUGCUUUAAAGUCUAUUCUCUGAGCCACAGGAAGCCAGUGUAGAGACCUGAGCACAGGACUUAUGUGCUCGUACUUCCUAGUUCAAGUAAGUGUUCUGUGCACUGACUGAGUCAUCAUUCCUCCAUGGAGCUUUUUCCCUAUCUUUAACCAUUUUAACCUUUAUCGGGGUGAUGGCAUCCAGAACAUUCAAAACACUCAAAGUCACAGAGUUCAAUACAUCAUCAACAUUAGAACAUGAGGCAAAGUUUAUCGUUUCCAUGAACAGUGCAUCUUCAAACAACUGUAGGAGCAGCCGAUGGUUUGGGAAUAACAGACAGGUCAUAGAAGACACAGACAUGAUCAGACAGAGCAACAUCAACCACAUUGACAUUUGAAAUAUUUACACCCUUUGUAAUGAGCAGGUCCAGAGUGUGCCCUCUGUUGUGAGUGGGCUCACUGACAUGCUGAGUCAGACCAAAAGUUUCAAGGACAACACUAAGCUCUUUGGCAUUUUUGUCACACACAUUAUCCACAUGUACAUUAAAAUCAUCUGUAAUGACUAAACCAUCAAAGUCUGUGCAUACAACUGAAAGCAGGAACCAGGUAAGGACCAAGGAGGUGGAGUAGGGGGAGGUUUGGGUGAAAAAUUAGAGCUGAGAGAGUCUCUGGUGGUGAAACAGGCACAGUUUUGUAUGGGGGAGAGUUCAACAUAGUGGAUGUCAGAACCCUUGAUCGUGCUAUGUUAGGUGUGAGAGGAACCAUCUUGAUUCCCGAUCUGAUGAGGCUUUCUAGAUGGUUGGGAAGGGCCAUGGGUGAAAGUGGGGAGGAGAAGGAGAGUGAAGAGUUGAUGGAGUAGAUGUAGCAAAGGGGACUCCGGGCUGGUCUGUGGGCAGCGGAGGUGAUGGGUGUGCUGGUGGGUCUGAAUUAUAUUAAACUCAGUCUCUCUUACUUCAGUAGUUAGUAGUAGAUUUAGUAGUUUCCCCAAAUACUUUUUUUUUACCUGGAUUAGUUUAAUAUAGGACAUUUUUGGACACUCAGAGACACUUUACAGCAUUAUUCAGUCAGUGCAAUGCUUUGUGAAUAAAGGAAGAAAGACAUUUUUACAGUAAAUAUGAAAAUUAUGUCAUUUUGAAGGUCUGUAUGUAAAAUACACCGUGAUUCUUAUACAUUUGCAGUGUUGUAUAAAUGUAAAAAUGUCAAUAAAACUACUAAUCUUAAUUAA